AUGCCGCUAGCUCUUACAAUUCCUGUAACUGGAUCUGAAAGCAUUGAUGUCAAAGAUAAUACACAAAUCUCAGACCCAUCUAUUUUGGAUAGUUUAGAUUUGAAUGAAGAUGAACGGGAAGUACUCAUUAGCAAUAUUAAUAGGCGUUUGACCCCACAAGCUGUCAAAAUUCGAGCAGAUAUUGAAGUGGCUUGUUAUGGUUAUGAAGGCAUUGAUGCUGUAAAAGAAGCCCUGAGAGCAGGUUUGAAUUGUUCCACAGAAACUAUGCCCAUCAAGAUUAAUCUAAUAGCUCCCCCUUGGUAUGUGAUGACUACAACAACCCUGGAGAGAACAGAAGGUCUCUCUGUCCUCAAUCAAGCUAUGGCUGUUAUCAAAGAAAAGAUUGAGGAAAAGAGAGGUGUCUUCAAUGUUCAGAUGGAGCCCAAAGUGGUUACAGAUACAGAUGAAACUGAACUUGCAAGGCAGCUGGAGAGGCUUGAGAGAGAAAAUGCAGAAGUGGAUGGAGAUGAUGAUGCUGAAGAAAUGGAAGCCAAAGCUGAAGAUUAACUUUGUGGAAAAGAGUCCAAUUUAAGGAACAUAAAGCAGCCCUUCCGGCUGUAUAAUCCUAGACUUGAAAGUUUUCCAGUAUUGAAAACUUCAAAGCAAAUAUUUUUUAUUUCCAAGUAUUUAAAUGUUCAACAGACCAUAACAUGAAAUGCCCUCCUAAUUGUCAGCUGUUUCACACAGUAGCUCCAACAGAUUGAGCAUUUUUUAAGGGAGUGGCCUAAUUUCACUGGAGACAAAUCUUUAAGGUAAAACAGUAAUAAAAUCUGGCCUGUGAUUUCCAUUUCUGAUGUCUGCAGACUGGCACCCGUUUGUAGUUCAGUGCCUCUGUGCCAUUUACCAGGGGCACCCACAGCAAACAAUCCCAAUCUUUCUAUAUAAAAUGUAUUCAAGCAAAAAUUAAAUAAAUUUCUGGGAUAUUUAAAAA
Messenger RNA from Choloepus didactylus (southern two-toed sloth), 970 nucleotides. Its product is annotated as eukaryotic translation initiation factor 2 subunit 1-like. Gene Ontology annotation, cellular component: eukaryotic translation initiation factor 2B complex; multi-eIF complex; eukaryotic 48S preinitiation complex. The transcript has 2 exons. Gene Ontology annotation, molecular function: ribosome binding; RNA binding; translation initiation factor activity. Bases 1 to 546 code for a protein of 181 amino acids. Lineage: Eukaryota; Metazoa; Chordata; Mammalia; Pilosa; Megalonychidae. The record is from RefSeq and is a predicted model, not a curated record.